AUGCACUUCUCGCUCCUCGCCCUCUCUGCAGCCAUUGCCCUGCCUCUGGUCAGCGGAAGUAACCUGCCCGGCCUGAGUGCUACUCAGUCCAAGCACGCUCAGGAUAUCAUCGCUGAGGCCAAGCGUGAGGGUCUUGGUCUGCACGGCUGCACAGCUGGUAUUGCGACUGCCCUUGUGGAGUCAAACAUCCUGAUUUAUGCUAAUCGGGGUGUCCCUUCCUCCCUCAACUACCCCCACGACGCUAUUGGCUCUGAUAACGACAGCGUCGGUAUCUUCCAGCAGCGUGCCAUGUACUACCCCGAUAUUGCGGCUGACAUGGAUGCCGCCAAAUCUGCUGCUCAAUUCUUCAAGAGGAUGAAAGGCGUCAGUGGUUGGAAAUCUAUGGCAGUUGGAACCCUCUGCCAGCAGGUGCAAGGCUCUGCUUAUCCUACUCGCUAUGGCGAGCAUGUUUCUGAGGCUGAGAACAUUUGCAAAGCUGGUGGCAUUUAG
Penicillium daleae is the source of this 489-nucleotide messenger RNA. RefSeq lists its product as uncharacterized. The record is from RefSeq and is a predicted model, not a curated record. The coding region runs from base 1 to 489 and encodes 162 amino acids. The transcript has 2 exons. NCBI's taxonomy places the organism in Eukaryota, Fungi, Ascomycota, Eurotiomycetes, Eurotiales, Aspergillaceae.